Molecule: messenger RNA, 2125 nt
Organism: Oncorhynchus nerka (sockeye salmon)
Lineage: Eukaryota; Metazoa; Chordata; Actinopteri; Salmoniformes; Salmonidae
Product: basal cell adhesion molecule-like
Exons: 16
Coding region: 201-2036 (611 amino acids)
Biological process (GO): cell-cell adhesion
Cellular component (GO): cell-cell junction; plasma membrane
Molecular function (GO): cell adhesion molecule binding
Source: RefSeq, a predicted model, not a curated record
AAGACUGCCACCAGCAUCAGAUUUCUCGCUGUGAGAGAGAGGGGGGAUAGCGCUCGCUUUAUUGAGAGAGACGAAGAGAGAGAGAGAGAGAGAGAAACAACUCUGGACGACUGAAGACUUGCUGCUGCCACAAACACAUAACGACAGAAACACCUAAAGAAAAACAGCUAAAUACAUCUGUAAAAGUUACAGAUCGAGCCAUGGACGGGAUGGUUACAUUUGGACGCGCUUCUCUCCUGUGCACCUUGCUGCUUUGCUUUUCAUUGCAAGUGUGCUGGGCCAUCGUGACAGUGACAGUGACUCCCAAGGUGGGGGUGAUCAAGGGAGAGUCAGCCAGUCUGCCCUGCACCUUCAAAAUCCCUCCCUCCCCGAACAACAUCGUGGAGUGGUUCAUUGAGGAGAGUGGCACCAGGAAGCGUGUUGCGUUCCGCUCCGUGUCGGGCGGCGAGGGGAAGAGUGAUGAGGGGACACGUCUGUCCGACAGAGUGACCAUGGGAAGGGACUUCUCUCUGACCAUCUCCCCCGUGACGGUGGAGGACCAGCUGCCCUUCUACUGCCAGGUCACUGCUGGCCCUGCCGGGGUUGGAGAGGCCAUCACACAGCUCAAAGUCUUCUUCGCUCCAGAGAUGCCAGAGGUCACUGGAUCCAACCAGGCCAUAUCUGUUGGUGACUCCUCCACACAGGUGGGCCAGUGUGUGAGCCAUAACGGUCACCCCCAGCCCAGGAUCAUCUGGUUCCAGGACUCCAAGCCUCUGCCUGAGGUCAAGGACAACAAAGAGAAGGUGUACAUGGUGCCGUCAGUGGUAAAGGAAGCAUCAGGUCUGUUCACCAUCACCAGCACCCUGAUGAUGCAGCCCCAGAAGGCUGACAAGGACAGCGUGUACCACUGCACCGUGGAGUACAGCAUGCCCAACGACAUGAUCAAACAGAUCGACUCUGACACCUUCUCCCUCACCCUCAACUAUCCCUCUGAGACAGCGACCUUUGUCCUGUCGAACACUGAGCCAAUCAGAGAGGGUGACGAGGUGAAGAUGAUGUGUGAGACAGAUGGAAACCCUCAGCCUGAGUUUGAUUUCUCCAAGGAUGGGAUAAACAUUAAGGAAGGAGUUGCAGGCGGACUUUUGACUCUGAAGUCCGUCAAGCGUUCGGAUGCUGGGGUGUACAGGUGUAUGGCCACCGACUUUGAUAACCUGGAUGCUGAUCUUAAUGGAGAAGUCACCCUCUCUGUCCACUACAUUGACCCAAUGAGUGUGAGGCCUGCUGGUCCAUUGUCGACAAUGACGGGAGACAUGGUGGAGCUGCAGUGUAAGACCAAGGCCUCAGACUCACAUACCGUCCAGUGGAAGAAGGGCUCCACGGUGCUGUCCCAGACUGGUGUCUUGUCUCUGAAGUCGGUGACAUUCGCUGAAGCUGGCGAGUACUCCUGUGUGGGUGCAGUGCCCUCUGUGCUUGGGCUCACCGCCAAGGCCAGCGUCAAUCUCACCGUCUCAGGUAAACCUGAGAUUGACGCAGCUGUUGAUGGAAUGGUGGAGAAGGAGGGAGACAUGGUGACUCUGUCCUGCUCUGCUCACGGACACCCUGCCCCACAGUUCACCUGGACUCCCUCAGGAAAGGAAUCGGUGUCGGUGAAGGGUAACAAGGUGGUCAGUAUGGUCAUGCUGGAGGCCAGUGCUGCGGUCCUGAUGGACGGGGUCACCUGCGAGGCCAGUAACGACCACGGUGCAGCCUCCCAGGCAUUCAAAGUCACCACCAAACAAGCCGUCGAUCCCAACGCAGCCAAUGAUACAGGCAGAGCUGAUAAGCAGCAGGGUGGCUCCAGUGGCGUGGUGAUAACCGUGGUGGUGUGUGUCCUAAUGCUGCUGCUUCUGGUGGCACUCCUCUACUUCCUCAACAAGAAGGGCAAGCUGCCCUGCAGCAAGAAGGACAAUAAGGAAGUGGAAAGUGGGAAUGUGAAUAAUGACAUUGUGGUGGAGAUGAAGACAGAAAAGGCCAAUGAAGAAGCUGGCCUCCUGAACAAGCCAGCAGCACAGCAGUGAGGAACAGAGGAGAAUAUGACACAAGAAGACAGAAAGAGAGGGAUGAAGGGAUGGAUGAAAAACGACAGCAGGGCUUGUUUUACUUUUUA